Phragmites australis (common reed) is the source of this 4089-nucleotide messenger RNA. Its product is annotated as receptor kinase-like protein Xa21. The transcript is spliced from 4 exons. Bases 327 to 3404 code for a protein of 1025 amino acids. The record is from RefSeq and is a predicted model, not a curated record. Lineage: Eukaryota; Viridiplantae; Streptophyta; Magnoliopsida; Poales; Poaceae. Gene Ontology annotation, biological process: protein phosphorylation. Gene Ontology annotation, molecular function: ATP binding; protein kinase activity; protein binding.
AGCCUCAUCAGCUCGGUCCUUGUGUCUCGUGGCGGUGACCUCAUAGCCAGUGAUCUCAUCGACGCCCGGCCGGUGCGCUGGGCGGGUUGAUCGGGCUCCACAGGCACUGGAUGGCCGGCUAGCUUCACUUCGGGUGCCGGUCUCGACUCGUGCGAGCUGUAACUCUAUACUUGACAAUCAUCCACUCAUCCUGCAGUGGAAACUUUCAAUUGUGUUCAACGCUGCUGCACCAAAUUAAAGCCGCCAUUAGGCGACGGCUUUGACCGAGUGCCGCCAAGGGUCGCCGUAAUCAAGAUCUAAGUUCGGCCAAGCUAGCAAGACUAGCCAUGAAGCUUACUGCAAUCCGACAGUUUCUCUUGGUGCUCAUGGCGUGCUGUGCACAUGCUGUCAUCUGUUCCUGCAACGGAAACUACACAGAUAGGCUGUCACUAAUUGAUUUCAAGAAGGCAAUCAGUCUUGAUCCACAUCAAGCCUUGAUGUCGUGGAAUGAAAGCAACCACUUCUGCAGCUGGGAAGGUGUUCUGUGUAGUCUCAAGCACCCAAAUCGUAUUGCUUCUCUUAGGCUCACAAGUAGAGGUUUGGUAGGGCAAAUCUCUCAUUCACUCGGAAACCUAACAUUCCUAAAAGUUCUAAUCUUGUCAGAUAAUUCAUUCACUGGAGAGAUCCCUCAAUCCCUUGGUCGCCUGCAUCGCCUCCAAAUCCUCAGCUUGGGUAAUAACACGCUUCAAGGAAGGAUACCCAAUCUUGCAAACUGUUCAAAGCUCAAGGAGCUAUGGCUGAUGAAUAAUCAACUAGCUGGACAGAUUCCUGCAGAUUUGCCUCGCGGGCUUCAAACGUUGGUACUUUCUUUUAAUAAUCUUAGCGGCACCAUUCCUACUUCUCUUGCCAAUAUCACAACGCUAAAUAAGAUUUCUUGUGCUUUCAAUAAUAUCGAGGGCAACAUCCCAAGUCAGUUUGCAACGUUGUCCGGGAUGCAAUACCUGCACGUGGGUCAAAAUAAGUUGUCAGGUCAUUUUCCACAGCUUGUCCUAAAUCUUUCUAAUCUCGUUAAAUUUAGCAUUGAUGGCAAUCGUCUAAGUGGAGAAGUACCAUCCAAUUUCGGCAACUCUCUACCAAAUCUCCAACUGCUCCUAUUAGAUGAGAACUUCUUUCAUGGGCAUAUCCCAUCUGGAUUAACAAAUGCUUCCAGGCUGUCCGUUAUCGAUAUAUCCAGGAAUAAAUUCACUGGGGUGGUGCCUAGCACCAUCGGCAAACUUUCUAAACUAUCUUUGUUAAAUCUCGAGCGCAAUAAACUCCGAGCAAGCAACAAGCAAGACUGGAACUUUAUGGACAGCUUAGCCAACUGCACUGAGCUAAAGGUUUUUGCGGUAGAUAGGAAUUGUCUCGAAGGCCAUGUUCCAAAUUCAUUAGGUAACCUUUCCAAUCAACUCCAAUAUCUAUACCUGGAAGAAAAUCAGCUGUCAGGAGAUUUUCCUUCUGGUAUAGCAAACCUUCGCAACCUGAUCAUUGUGUCAUUGGGUGGGAAUCAAUUUACUGGUGUGGUUCCAGAAUGGCUUGGAACUCUAAAAAAUCUGCAAAUAGUAUCACUAUCCAGCAAUUUCUUUACAGGGGUCAUUCCAUCAACCUUUUCAAAUAUGACUCAAUUGGGACGUCUCCUUCUAGACUCGAACAAAUUUGAUGGACACAUACCCCCAAUCCUAGGAAACCUCCAAAUGCUCGAAGAACUGAGAAUUCCCAACAACAAUCUUCAUGGGAGCAUACCAAAGGAGCUCUUCAGAAUUUCAACAUUAAUACAGAUUGACUUAUCUUUCAACAACCUAGAUGGACCACUUCAUCCCGAUAUUAGCAAUACCAAACAACUCUCAAAUUUGUAUCUUCCAUAUAAUAAUUUAUCUGGAGAUAUUCCUAGCACUUUGGGUGACUGUGAAAGUUUACAAGUUAUCGAUCUGGGCCAUAACGCUUUCAGUGGAAGCAUCCCCACAUCAUUAGGCAAAAUAACUAGCCAACAAGUUCUCAAUUUGUCUCACAAUAACUUGACCGGAUCAAUACCAGUGUCUCUUGGCAGCCUACAACUUCUUGAGAAACUAGAUUUGUCAUUCAACCACCUAAAUGGUGAGGUCCCAACAAAAGGAAUUUUUGGGAAUGCGACUGCCGUGAGGAUUGAUGGAAACCAGGGGCUUUGUGGUGGGGCUCUGGAGUUACACUUACUCCCUUGUUCUGUCACGCCUUUGAAUUCCAGAAGACACAAGCAUUCCACAGUGCAAAAAGUGGUGAUCCCGUUAGCCAGUAUUGUGGCACUUGCUAUAGUCAUAUCUGUAAUGUUGCUCUGGAGGGGCAAACAGAAGAGAAAACCUAUAUUUCAGCCCUCAUUUGGUAGCAACUUUCCGAAAGUUUCUUACCAUGAUCUUGCUAGAGCAACAGAGGGGUUUGCCACAUCCAAUUUAAUUGGUAGAGGAAGAUAUUCUUCCGUAUAUCAAGGAAAAAUGUUCCAAGACAGAAUUGUGGUUGCAAUCAAAGUUUUCAGCUUAGAAACAACGGGAGCACAAAAGAGCUUCAUCGCAGAAUGUAAUGCUCUGAGAAAUAUGCGACAUCGAAACCUAGUUCCGAUCCUAACUUCAUGCUCAAGUAUUGAUUCUAAGGGAAAUGAUUUCAAAGCCUUAGUAUAUGAGUUCAUGCCACAAGGUGACUUGCAUGUGUUAUUGUACUCAACUCGAGAUGAUGGAGACACUUCAAUUCAUAAGAGCAUUACACUGGCUCAAAGGUUAAGCAUUGUUGUUGAUGUCGCAGAUGCAUUGGAAUACCUCCACCAUAACAACCAAGGAACUAUUGUUCAUUGUGAUCUGAAGCCCAGCAAUAUUCUUUUAGAUGAAACUAUGACAGCUCAUGUUGGUGAUUUUGGCCUUGCAAGGUUCAGACUUGACUCCGCAACAUCAUCUGUCAGCAACUCGAUCUCAACUUCUUCAAUUGCUAUAAAGGGAACAAUUGGAUAUGUUGCCCCAGAAUGUGCAGCAGGUGGUGGAGUUUCAAGUGCUGGGGAUGUUUACAGCUUUGGGAUUUGUCUACUUGAAGUAUUUUUGAGGAAGAGGCCAACUGACGAUAUGUUCAAGGACGGGCUGAACAUUGCAACAUUCGUUGAGAUGAACUUCCCGGACAGGAUAUCACAGAUUGUAGAUCCUGAAAUACUAGAAGAGGAGCAUGCAUUAUUGCAACAAACAUCAGCUGCCAUGAAGGAGAAAAGCUUGGAGUGUUUACUUCCAGUGCUAAACAUUGGACUUCGCUGCACUAAGGCGUCCCCGAAUGAGCGCAUGGACAUGCAGGAUGUGGCUGCAAAGCUGCACGGAAUCAAGGAGGCAUAUCUGAGGGGAAAUAUAGGUAAUAGACUAGCUCUUUCAUUUAUAAUUUGAUAUAGCCCGGUUGUAGUUUACAUAAGUUAUAUAACGAAAGUGCUGAGAAAUGAUGGUAAGGCUUGCUCCUCUGCAGACUCCUCCCGUCAGUAGGGUCAGCAAACUGAGGCUGGCAACUUGAAGCUGCAACACCAAGGCUGUGCUUUUUUUUCUUCUUUAUGUUUGGAGUUCUUUACGAUACCCAAUUGCUGCUUUUGGUUAUGAUUAAUAACGAGUUGUUUGCAAGAUUUGAGAAGUAAAGAGCUUGUUGCGGUGAAGUCGGAGGUGCUAUCGCGAGGGUGGCCUAGUAUUGUUUGAUCGUCCUUGGCAAGUCUGUUGUGGGAGCUUAGGGGCUUGGUUUCUGCUUUUAGGUGCUGUUCCGGUUUGCGAACGGUGUUUCAAUUUUACAUGGUGUCUUCCGCUCAGGAGGCCCGGUGUUGUAAUCCUAUUCUUCUUAAAUGAUGAUACAGCUCCAGCCCUUGUUUUCUUUAGAAAAAAGAACACUUGCUACAUGGUAUAUUGCUCAGACAUACGAGAGAUCUCGAAAGAUAUGUGAAUAUCAGACGUGAGAAAACGCGAAGCACUCUCUCGAACCUGUCGUCCAUCACGCACGCAGGCAGCAAGAAAGAAGUCAAGCAGGUGUUCGGUGCCGGCAACCGUAAGCCCACUCACUCUGCAUUCGCGUGGGCUUGGCUGCUUGGUCUGG